AUGAACACUCAACUACUUCUACAAUUCCUAUCUCUCUGUUUCGUCACCUCUGUCGUUGGCGCUCAAAGCGCUAGCAACGAUACGUCAACAACGACUUCCGAUGAAGCACAGCCUAACGUAGGCUGGGUCGCUGGUCCAAAGCAACGCGGCACCCUGAUUCUCGUCUACGGAUGUCUCAGCACGAUAUUCGCAAGUACCUGGACAGUCUUGCAUCUCAAUGUUCCCGGCCCGGAGGACACUCCGUGGUUGAAAGCCCUACGGAAAGCCAAAUGGAUGGCCAUUACUGUCUUGUUUCCCGAAUUCAUCUUUUCGAAAGCUGUUUGUGAGCUUCGACUUGCGGUUGCCGACUUGUAUGCCAUGCACGUUGCAAUGAGCAAAGCCCAACUCAAGUGGACAGACACCCAUCUAUCAAGUCGGCGGACGUCUAUGUCGCACUCGAUUCAAAACGCUAGAUCAGGGGCGAUAGAAUGGUCGCAGAAACGGGAGUGGACUUUGCUUCACUCGUAUUAUGCCAACAUGGGAGGCCUGCUAUACACGACAAGAGCUCUGUGUAACAGGCAGGAUAUUCCCCCGUGCACGGCAUCUUCGCUCGCUUCUGCUCUCGAACACAGGAGCGGUGUGGAGUUGCUCAAGGAGUUUAAUUUACGCAAAGAAGACAUUGAAGACAAAAGCAAAGCGGAUUGGCUUCUGAAAGCUAUUGCCAUGUCGCAGAUUUCAUGGCUGAUCUUGAACGUGUGGGCCCGCCACGUCGCCCAAUUUCCCAUAACUCAGCUCGAGAUUGCCAGCGUCGCCUUCUCUUUAAUUGCAAUUGCAACAUAUGCUGCCAAUUGGUGGAAACCGAAGGAUAUCACCAGCUCUACUGCUCUUACUACAACAGUAGAGCCAGGUCUUUGGUAUCAAAAACCACCACGUAUCUUUAUAUCCUUUAUCGAUCGCCUCCUGGCCCCCGCAGCGUCUGAAUAUGUACCAGAUUAUUCGAGAAUUAGACGAAUCUCGAAUGAUCGAGUCUGGAUGGAGGGACAGCCUCCGCUGAUUCUCUUUCUAACGGCAGUAUCCUCGCUGAUGUUUGGCGGGUUCCACUGCUUGGCAUGGAACUUCGAGUUCCCCUCAAAAUCCGAGCUGGUGCUAUGGAGGGUUGCCAGUAUAGCGUCCACCACUCUUCCCAGUGUGUCUCUGGGGAUCAGCCUGGUCUCACACUACUUGUCAACGGCUUUUGCCGACAGAAGGCACGUGGUGUCUGUCAUUAACAGCCUAGCACCUCUCAAUCAUUUUCCGCCUGCUUGGUGGGGUUUGCUGGAGCGACGGCCCUCGUUAGCUAUCCUGGUUCUUUUGUUCACCUCCUUACGAUCGACCCCAAAAGGCGUCUAUGAUGACACACCGUGGACUCGGUUCCUGCCGAAUAUCUCUUGAUUGGCUGAUGUGGGACUUUCUUUCAUCGUUUCUGCUGUUCAGAUCACUUGUGUUAAGCAGGGCAAAGAAACAGCAGAGUAAAGAGCGACCACACUGCACCUUGUGUUGAAUGGAGGUUUUUUCUCUUCAAGUUUUCAGGCUGAGAGUUUGGUGAAGGCAGCUUCGAGUGAAGCUCUUCAACCCUAGAAAUCGGAUUACAAACCCCUGCUAAUGUAGAAGACAUCUCGUUUAUAAUGCCAUUCCCUCGGCUAGGAGUGUAUUCCUACUUGAUUCAUGAGAGGAGAUAGAGAGAGAGAGAGGAAAUGCAUUGUUGCGAGAUAAUUAGUACGCAAUAAAGGUGUAAGGUGACUUGUUACACAUCUUCAAACUAUUUGAACCCGAUUUAACAUAAGAUUAUUUACAAUUGUAGUCAAC
Mollisia scopiformis is the source of this 1824-nucleotide messenger RNA. RefSeq lists its product as uncharacterized. Lineage: Eukaryota; Fungi; Ascomycota; Leotiomycetes; Helotiales; Mollisiaceae. The record is from RefSeq and is a predicted model, not a curated record. The transcript has 3 exons. Bases 1 to 1410 code for a protein of 469 amino acids.